GUCAUACACCCUGCUGCGCGGGCAGCCAGAGGGGUUGUGGGGUACUGCAAAUGACUGCCGACGUACUUUCAUGUGGGUGUUCCCGCUCCUCAGGGUCUAUCACUGUACUCAUCUUUUCGUUUGUCCCGGUUCACUUUGUCGCUGAGCUUGGCAAGGCAGGCAGAGCACUGAUCCUCCUGUUUCCAGUUGUGGGGUCCAGGUGGGAGUACCUGCAUACAGGGAAUGCGUUAAGUAGCUGAACGUUGAGACAGACAUUCAAUACCCAUGGAGAACCACUUCAGCUUUGAUGAGGGCAGUGACGUGUCCUGUGGGGAUAAUGACCCCGCCUUUCCUUCUCCUGUAAGACUGACUUUACCAGAUCAGAGUUGUAUCGAUGAUCCUGAAAAGACAAGGGAAGAAAAGGAGGAAGAGGAGGACUAUGAGGCACCCCCUGAAGCCAUCGUCAUUCCCAGUGAUUCAGAUGCUUUUCUUAAUCUCAACACCAAUGCCACCACAAGAGGGGAUGCUCAAGCCUACGUUGAGCUGAAUGAGCUCCAGGGUAACGUCUGGCAGGAGACCGGCCGAUGGGUGGGCUAUGAGGAGAACCUUGACUCUGCUACGGGAAAGUGGGGUCCUUCUCAUGUCUCUUACCUCACCUUCAGGAGCUUACUCCAAGUCCGCAGAACCCUGAGCUCAGGCGCGAUCAUCUUUGACAUGAACGCCAGCACUCUGUCUGCUGUGGCUGAGAAAAUAGUCGAUGAGCUCCUCAGCAAGAACGAAAUCCGCCCCAGUGAUCGAGACGCCCUGCUGAGAGCUCUCCUGAUGAGGCGCAGUCAAACUGAGGGACCUAAACUUACUCAGCUCGGAGACAUCCAAAUGCAGACUUUUUCUGUUGCAAAGAAGAGAGAAAGUUCUGACAAUGUGGAAGCCUCCAUUGUCCUCACAGGUAUCCUCGACCUCCUGCAGAAACCGGUGAUGGCUUUCGUCCGGCUGAGCGACUCUGUGGUCAUGGAGACUGUUCUGCAGUCUUCUGUUCCUGUUCGCUUCGUUUUCAUGCUGGUUGGACCGAGCCAGAGCGGGCUGGACUACAGUCAGAUUGGACGUGCCAUGAGUGCCCUGAUGGCCGACUGGGUGUUCUGUCUGGAAGCUUACCUGGCGCAAACUGAGAAAGAUCUGGCUAUUGCCAUCGCUGACUUCAUGGACUGCAGCAUCGUGAUUCCUCCUACUGAGAUCCAAGACACGGCCAUGUUAGAGCCAAUAAUCGCCUUCCAGAGUAAGAUGUUGCGUGAAAGACUCCGCCCCUCUGACACUCGACUUGCCUUCGGAGAAAGGGCAGAAGACAAAGGUCCAGAAGGACCAAAGGAGGACCCUCUGGCUCGAACAGGCUAUCCUUUUGGUGGAAUGGUGAAAGACAUCAAGCGGCGUUACCGCCACUACCUCAGCGACUACACAGAUGCUCUGAACCCUCAGGUCAUCUCUGCCAUCAUCUUCAUCUACUUUGCUGCCCUUUCCCCUGCCAUCACUUUUGGAGGACUUCUGGCUGACAAAACAGACAAAAUGAUGGGCGUAUCAGAGCUUAUGAUCGCCACCUGCGUCCAGGGCAUCAUCUUCUGCCUUUUAGCUGCCCAGCCUGUCCUUGUCAUUGGCUUUUCUGGACCUCUGCUCCUGUUUGAGGAAGCCUUUUUUGCUUUCUGCAAGGCCCAGGGCAUUGAGUACAUAGUGGGCCGUAUCUGGGUGGGCAUAUGGCUGGUAGUGAUCGUGGUCAUUGUCGUGGCAGUGGAAGGAAGCUUCUUGGUCCGAUUCAUCUCUCGCUUCACCCAAGAAAUCUUCUCCAUCCUCAUCUCACUCAUCUUUAUCUAUGAAACUUUUGCCAAGCUCAUAAAGAUCUUCAAAACCCAUCCUUUGAUCCUGAACUACGACCAUCUGAAUGACACACUGGACAACCCCUUCCACCCUGUCAUUAAAGAGCAUGUUGAGAUACAUCCAGAUGGAAACGUCACUGUUAAAGAGCUAGAGGUGGAAAGGCCAUACCCCAACACUGCCCUGCUGUCUAUGUGCCUGAUGUUUGGCUGCUUCUUCAUCGCAUACUUCCUUCGUCAGUUUAAAACUGGUACCUUCUUGCCUGGCCCGAUUCGUCGUUUGAUUGGAGAUUUUGGAGUGCCCAUUGCCAUCUUCUUCAUGAUUGCUGUGGACAUCAGCAUUGAAGAUGCUUACACUCAGAAACUGGUUGUGCCAAAAGGUGUUGAAGUGACUAACCCCAGAGAAAGAGGCUGGAUAAUCAACCCCAUGGGAGAAAAGAAGCCUUUCCCUAUUUGGAUGAUGGGGGCCUGCUGUAUCCCUGCUUUGCUCGUCUUCAUUCUCAUCUUCAUGGAGUCCCAGAUUACUACGCUGAUCGUGAGCAAACCUGAAAGGAAAAUGGUGAAAGGCUCUGGUUUUCAUUUUGAUCUUCUCCUCCUGGUCACCAUGGGAGGCAUUUCCUCCAUCUUUGGGGUGCCCUGGCUGAGUGCUGCUACCGUGCGCUCCGUUACCCAUGCCAACGCUCUCACCGUCAUGUCCAAGGGCCCCAAACCAGAGAUAGAGAAAGUAGUUGAGCAGAGGAUCAGUGGAAUGUUUGUGGCCCUCAUGGUUGGUGUUUCCAUUUUCAUGGAGCCCAUUCUGAAGAUGAUUCCCAUGACAGCCUUGUUUGGUAUCUUCCUCUAUAUGGGUAUCACCUCACUGAGUGGAGUCCAGAUGUGGGAUCGGAUGCUUCUGCUGUUUACCCCAAAGAAAUACCAUCCAUCUGAUGCCUAUGCCACCAGGGUGAGGACAUUGCGGAUGCACCUCUUCACUCUGGUCCAGGUCCUAUGUCUAGCUGUUCUGUGGGCAGUUAAGCAGAGUCCCUUCUCCCUGGCUCUUCCUUUCUUCCUCAUCCUCACCAUCCCAUUGCGCAUGUUGAUGACCGGCCGGGUCUUCACUGCCAUGGAGAUGAAAUGUCUGGAUGCAGAUGAUGCCAAGGUGAAAUUUGAUGAUGAAACCACAGACGACCUAUUGGCAUAAACGUAGAACACGUUAGUGUUACUGGAACUUAUUUGUCAUUUCUAACUGUUCUGUUUUCUUUUGAAUCUUGCUUUUCAUCACAAUUAUUCACACAAAUUCCAGGAGACAAUUAAUAGAGCCAGAAACAAAAGUCCAAUUUCAAUGUCUUUCUUUUAUUUUUUACACAUAAAAUUAUGACAUAUUUAAUGUUUUUACACGUAAUAAUAGUAAUAGCUUUUCACAUAAUGUGAUCUUUAAUCUAAGAUCAGAGGCCCUUUACGCAAUGCAAGCAGAUGUAUCCAUUUAGCUUUCAGUAUGACUCUAGUAUGACCUUUUAGUGACCUUGCUGUUGUUUUAUCUGUGCCUGUGUUAAAACUUAAGCUGCUUGAGCUCAUUCAAUUAGAUAUUUAUGGUGACACAACAGAGUUUUGUGACAGUCUACCUGCAUUGAAUUUGUUAUUCUCAAAAAUAUUAUAAGUUGUGUUUUUCAAGUUUGCUCCAUUUGUGUUUUCCUCAUGUAACCUGUUAAGUUGCCUGUUAAGAAUGUGUGUAUAAAUAUGUUUUGUUCAUAUA
Nothobranchius furzeri (turquoise killifish) is the source of this 3567-nucleotide messenger RNA. It is a transcript of the gene slc4a1a, whose product is annotated as solute carrier family 4 member 1a (Diego blood group). Gene Ontology annotation, cellular component: basolateral plasma membrane; plasma membrane. Gene Ontology annotation, biological process: bicarbonate transport; transmembrane transport; regulation of intracellular pH. NCBI's taxonomy places the organism in Eukaryota, Metazoa, Chordata, Actinopteri, Cyprinodontiformes, Nothobranchiidae. The record is from RefSeq and is a predicted model, not a curated record. Gene Ontology annotation, molecular function: monoatomic anion transmembrane transporter activity; bicarbonate transmembrane transporter activity; solute:inorganic anion antiporter activity.